ACAUGUAUAUGCGUCAGGUUUUAGUGAGUUAAAAAGAAGGCUUCUUCUUCUCUUAUAGUUUAUUUGUUCUUGUUGAAGGAUUCUCCUGUUUCACAGAGAGAGAGAGAGAGAGAGAGAGAGAAGAGAGAGAGAGAUCAUCAGCAGAGCAGAGAGGAAGUAAUGGCAGGUUUGUUUGACAAGCAAGCAGAUGUGUACUUGGAUGCAAGGCCAACUUAUCCCAAGGAAUGGUAUUCCAAAUUAGCAGUUCUCACCCCUCACCACACUCUCGCUUGGGAUGUUGGAACGGGCAAUGGCCAAGCCGCUCUCAGUGUUGCUGAGCACUAUGAACAAGUAAUUGGAACCGAUGUGAGUGAAUCCCAGCUGCAGCGUGCAAUGCUGCAUCCUCGGGUUCGAUAUGCCCACACGCCGUUAAGCAUCACCGAUGAUGAAGUAAUAGCCUUGGUAGGGGGAGAAGAUUCGGUUGACUUGGUGACUGUAGCUCAAGCUGUGCACUGGUUUGACCUACCGAAGUUUUACAAUCUUGUUUCACGUGUUUUGAAGAAGCCAGGAGGUGUAUUUGCUGUUUGGUGCUACAAUGACAUUGAAGUUGAUCCAACAUUUGAUCCUAUAAUGAAGCGAUUUCAUGACACAACACUUCCCUUUUGGGACAAGAACGUCCAGUAUGUGUUUGAUGGCUAUAAGACACUUCCAUUUCCCUUUGAAAGUGUUGGUUUCGGAUCGGAGGGGAACCCAUUGCCACUGGGCAUUCCAAAGCAGCUGUCAUUUGAAGGGUUUUUGAAGAUGCUGAGUUCAUGGUCUGCAGUCACUACAGCCAAGGACCAAGGUGUAGAUUUGUUACCUGAAAAGGUGGUUAAAGAGUUUGAAGGUGCUUGGGGUGGUUCCAAAUUGGUAAGGUCAGUCAGCUACAAGGCUUUUAUGCUUGCUGGAAAAGUUAGGCUGCGAAGCCUGUGAUAUAUCAGUUCAAGUCCAGUCCAAUCCAGCAAGAACUAGUCCAAAAUAAUGACACCAUCCAUCACGAAGCAGGAUUGAUUGUUCUUUAUUUUUAAUUAUGCUUUGGUGGUUCUAUCCAAAAAAAUAAAAACUCUGUUUUGGUGGAUUAUUCUAUGCAUUUCUUUCAAUGCAGAGCAAUGGCAUUGGCUCAUGAAAGCCAUUAUAAUUCAAACAAA
This is a messenger RNA of Prunus dulcis (almond), 1166 nucleotides long. Its product is annotated as putative methyltransferase DDB_G0268948. Lineage: Eukaryota; Viridiplantae; Streptophyta; Magnoliopsida; Rosales; Rosaceae. The record is from RefSeq and is a predicted model, not a curated record. Gene Ontology annotation, molecular function: S-adenosylmethionine-dependent methyltransferase activity. The coding region runs from base 160 to 951 and encodes 263 amino acids. The transcript is spliced from 2 exons.